Messenger RNA from Jatropha curcas, 5370 nucleotides. RefSeq names its product protein SCAR2. Gene Ontology annotation, cellular component: cytoskeleton. Lineage: Eukaryota; Viridiplantae; Streptophyta; Magnoliopsida; Malpighiales; Euphorbiaceae. Gene Ontology annotation, biological process: positive regulation of Arp2/3 complex-mediated actin nucleation; actin cytoskeleton organization. Gene Ontology annotation, molecular function: protein kinase A regulatory subunit binding; Arp2/3 complex binding; actin binding. The record is from RefSeq and is a predicted model, not a curated record.
UUAUUAAAUAAAAUAAAAUACUCUCUCUCACUCUCACAGGAAGACUCUCUACACGUCUUUGUCUGGUCUGUGGAGUGGCUGUACAUUCAUUCAUUCAUUUCAUUUCCCCAGGCCCCAAAAAAGAUCUUCCUCUUCCUCCAGUAAAUGUGUUUUUAUCGGAACAUCGAAGAAAUAGAAACAAUUAUAAAGGAGAAUUAGGGUUUGAUUCUGGUGGUAUAUGUUUAGAAAAUACUGUUUUUGUGUUUUUAAUUGUGGAAAUGCCGCUGGCAAGGUAUCAGAUUAGAAAUGAGUACAGUUUGGCUGAUCCGGAGCUGUAUAAAGCUGCCGAUAGAGAUGAUCCAGAGGCUCUUUUGGAAGGUGUUGCUAUGGCUGGCCUCGUCGGAGUUUUACGCCAGCUUGGUGACCUAGCUGAGUUUGCUGCUGAGGUGUUUCAUGACUUGCAUGAAGAAGUAAUGGCAACUGCAGCUAGAGGCCAUGGCCUAAUGGCUCGCGUUCAGCAGCUUGAGGCCGAAGUUCCUUCAAUUGAGAAGGCGUUUCUUUCUCAAACUGAUCAAUCACCAUUCUUUUCCAACACAGGUGUUGACUGGCAUCCUAAUUUGCGCAUGGAACAAAAUCUGGUCACUCGUGGAGAUUUACCUCGUUUUGUAAUGGAUUCUUAUGAAGAAUGCCGAGGUCCCCCACGUUUAUUCCUUCUAGACAAGUUUGAUGUUGCUGGGGCUGGAGCAUGCUUGAAGCGCUACACUGACCCAUCUUUCUUUAGAGUUGAAGCAGCAUCCUCUGGAAUACUGACAAUAGAUGUCCAGAGAGAGAAGAAAAUUCGAAAAGUGAAGAAGAAAGGUACACGCUGGAGGAAUGGAGAAACUACCCCAGAGGUGCCAACAUCACAUGCCAAACUGCAUCAGUUAUUUUUGGAGGAGCGUGUUGAGAAUGCUCAUUCCGAUCCCAAUCGUCUUGUGAAAUUAAAGAGAAGGCAACUGAAUGGAUCUCCAUUUGAUCUGAAACCUGGAAAAAGUUACAUGGAGAAAUUCCUGGGGACUCCUUCACCAGAGCAUAGAGUAAUUUGUGAGGUUUCUGUUAAUCCAUCACCACCAAAGUUAACAUUCGAUAAUUCUUGCGAAUCAGGGCUUGAAAUACUUGAUAUAGGUGUUGUUAGUCCUCCAGAAAAAUCAUCACAUGGAAGGGAUGCCACACAUUCGUCUCCCAUUGCACAGGAAAUUCUAUUAAAACCUUUUGCACAUGAGUUGGAUGGGGAAAACAUUAAUAGAGAAAUUGUGAAGGUCCCUGACUCAAUUGCUGGGGGUGAGGGAGAUGAAUCUUCUUAUGUCAUUCACAAGAUGGCAAUUAAAGAUGAAUUGGCAAUUGAAGGAGAUGAGAAAAUAGAGGGAAGUCUAGAUGGAGACCAUUCUGAUGACUUGAUGAGCGAGGUAGAUAACUACAUGGAUGCUCUUACUAAUGUGGAGUCAGAAAUGGAAACAGAUAAUGAGUACAAACCUAAAACCAAUCAGGGUGUUUUGAAGGUUGGUAGACAUGAGACAUUUUCUGAUGCAAACGAGGAUCAUAUGGAUGUACAAGCUAAUUUUUCUGAUUCUCAGUCAUAUGGAAACUCCUCCAUAUCAGAUGAUGGCAAAAGUUCAUUUAAGAAAGGAAAAUAUAGUGUUUCUUACUCUGAUUCUCUUAGCAAUUUUACUGAGAAUACAAUAUCUGAUAAUGAAGGGGCAGGAAAAUUUUUACCUUCUGAAGAUUCUACAGCAGAGAUUGUGAAUUCAACAUCUGGUGUUGUGGAGACUCUAGGAACUCAAUCCAGUGAGCUUCUAGUGUUCAAUAAUAAGUGCAUGCAGGAAGAAGCAAUCUCUAAUGCUGGAAAAGCAUCUUGCAGUUCACAUCUUUCAGAUUCUGACCUUCAACCAUCAGUUCCUUCUUCAAAUUCAGUUGUAGUUUCCUUGGCAGAAGCAAAAUUAGAUGAAAUGACCACUGACUGUGUUAAACUUUCUCCUGAAUCACCAGAAAUCGACCAAAGUGGGGUGGGUUUGCCUCAUUCUUUUACUGGAAGUUCCGAUGAUACUUUCCAGACGAUGCAUAAUAAUAUGCUUGCAGCUUCUUCUGAAGGAUGUCUUGUGGAAGAGUUGGAUCAUAAAGAUCCAAAGGAUUUUGUGCAUACACCAAAAAUGCCAGAUUUCGUAGAGGAAGACAAUGAUGUUUCUCUGAACGAAGCACUUCAAACAGAUUUAAAUGGAGAUGGUAUUCAUGAUGAGAAUUUGGUCAAAGGGAAAAUGGACUCUCCACCUUCAGUUAUGGCACCAUCAAAGGAGCAGUUUUCUUGUUCAGUUUUACCAGAAAUUGAUGUGGGUUCAGAUGGCACAUUAGUGUCUGAGAGUGUAGAUGUUGUAAAGCCUGUUCACAGAGAUUCUGAAGUUGAUAGUAUCAUUGGAGCUACAGGAGUAAGCUCAGAAAAUCCUAUGAGCAUGGUGGAAACUUUGGAGGCUGAUAUCAUUAAGGAGCAUCAAUGCUCAGAUAUAGAAGUUGAUGUUUCACAAGUUACAGAUGGCUUGACUGGAGUAACAUGUUCUGAUGAAAAUAUGAGUCUUGAAGAAAUUUCUGGGGCUGGUGGCAAUGAGGAAGUGGGCACAUUCACCAGCAAUGUGAACGUACUUGGAGAAGAUUCUGUUCCCUUUGAGCGUCGAGCCAAUUAUUCAGAUAAUGUCCUUGAUGAGCAUGUAAACUUAGAUGAAGAUUUGGGUGCAUCUCUUGUUACUUCUGUGGUUGCUACUAAUGCUAAUGAUGGGGUCAACAGUGCUGGUUGUCCAUCUACAGGAUUGGUAUUCUCUUCAUCUGGCAAUCUUGUAGAUAUUCAAGAGACUCACUUAGGAAAUGAGAGUCCUCAUCAGAAAGCGUUAGGCUUUAACGAGGGAGUUCUUCCAGAAUUCCAUACUGAACCAGUGGAACAAAAGGAAGUAAAACAACUAGAAUUUGCUCCUGUAGAUUCGGCCUCCAGUCCACACAAAUCAGCCUCUGAUGAUCAUUCCAAUUUUGAAGUGCUUGAACUUGUUUGUGAGUCAGCUCUUACUGAUCAAGUACAAAACUGCUCUUAUAUGGGAGAUGUUAGGGCAGUGCCAUCUGCAGAACCACUCGACCAGGAGUUGGAAUCUUGCUGGAGGCAUUCUGCUGUUAUUGGUGAAGAUGCCGGGUGUUCACUUACCUGUUAUGAGCCGCAGGUAGAAACUUCUCUAGAACACUUUAUGGAGUUGCCGGUAGAUCAAAAUUCUGUAGAAUCUGCACAUGCAGUCAUGGAUGAAGAAAAGUCUCUGUCAUUAAUACUUCACAGUUCACCUCCUCAGCAACUUGAAGAGCCUGGAGUUCCUUCAGAGCAGUCAUUGGGAUUGCAAUCUGAUCAUCUCGACACAGGAUGUCUGCAAGUGGGUGAAGCAAGUUCUAAGUCAGCAGAUAUGCGGUCUGGAAAAAAUUCUGCAUCAUUAAAUGUUCAGAGUUCACCUGCUUGUCAACUUGGAGAGCCUGGAGUUCUAUCGGAGCAGUCAUUGGAAUUGCGAUCCAUUCAUCUUAACUCAGGAGGUCUGCAAGUGGAUGAAGCACGUUCUAAAUCAUCAGAUAUGCAGUCUGAACAGAUACAUACUAUGAGUGAUGUGAGUUGGGAAAGAUACCCUGAUGCUUCUUCCAAACAAGAUGCUAUUCCUAACCAAGAACUUCUGAUGCCAUCAGCAAGUCAGGAUAAUGAUACCAUGCUGUCAAGGAAUCCAUUUGACUCUGGCUUCCCUAGCUUGGGCCCAUUCCCUCAGAAUCUGGAGGAGAUGCCGCCAUUGCCGCCUCUACCUCCUAUGCAAUGGAGAAUAGGGAAAUUUCAACCUGCUCUGCCGUCAUCACAGGUCGAAGAGAUUGGUCCUGGUGAGGGUACAUUUCUGCCAAUUCAACCGUUUAAAGCUGAUGAGAAAUCCCGAUCUGAUUUUCUAUCAUCAGAUAGAGAGAUUAUGCAGCUUCCAAACCCAUUUGUGUCAUUUGCUGAAGCUGAUAUUGAGAGGUCGGACCACUUGUAUGCAGAGUCAGUCGAAAAUUGCUUGCAGCCAACUCGAGGCUCAUUGGAGUUGCCAACUGUUGUUAGUGAUGCAAACAGUCAACAGACUUCUCACUCAUCAGAGGGAACACAAUUGAUGAACCCAUUCUUGACUUUACCAGAAAUAACUAACGAGAGGCCUGAGGAUGGUUUCCUUACUUCAGGAGGAAGACCAAUAGGGUCUAGUCCAGACAUGUCAUCGGCAGUGGUAACUGCAGAACAUACAUCCAUUGGAUGUGAUCCUGUACCCUCACAUGGCCCGCCAGUUAAGCUCUUGAACCAAGCGACACCAGAAUCAAUAGUAGAGGCAGAGACACCAGAAUACAACGUACAAAAUUCAGAAGGAGAAGAAAAGAAUUCUCUGGACAAACCUGCAUCACCGCCAACUAUGCUAGAAGACCAGCCUCAACACGAUUCAGAAACUUUGCAGAGAGAAACAACAUGGUUGCCAACUACAUUAGCUUUGCCGCCAACUUAUGAAGUUGGAAAAGCAAAUGGGAGCAAGCUGCCUCGCCCCAGGAAUCCUCUCAUUGAUGCUGUUGCUGCACAUGACAAAAGCAAGUUGAGAAGGGUAACAGAACGAGUUCGUCCUCAGAUUGGACCUAAGGUUGAUGAAAGAGAUUCACUGCUAGAGCAGAUACGAACCAAGUCCUUUAACCUGAAGCCUGCAGCAGCGACAAGGCCCAGUAUUCAGGGUAUUCAGGGACCAAAAACCAACUUGAAGGUUGCUGCCAUAUUAGAGAAAGCAAAUGCAAUUCGACAGGCUUUGGCUGGAAGUGACGAAGACGAUGAUACAGACAGCUGGAGUGAUUCUUGAAAAAACUUAAUUACAUGCAGCAUUUGACCUUGAUGGUUAAUAACCUGAAAUGCUUUAGAUACGCAUUGAUCAUCCCUUAAAGUGGAUAUCAAUGUUUGCAAUUUGGUUAUUCUUUUCCUCUACACUAUAUUCAUGUAUAAUCUCUCUUCUCCUGUCUUAAAUUGUCACACACAUAUGUUGAAGGUGUACUGGUUGAUAUGUCACCCCUGCUCUAUGAUCAGGAGGAAUCUAGGGUGAAAUGUGUAUUUACAAGAAUGGCUCAGCGUGCAAGCGCUUUACCAAUCAAAAUUGUAUGUAAUAUUUUAUUAGUAAGUUGGCAGGUGUAAAUUGUGUUGGAGUGGCAUAGAUUUUUGAGGUGUAGUGCAUUUCCAGUGAAAUUUUGUAAUCUUGUAUGUAGUGAUUCAUGGUGCACAUCUCUUCCCAUUUAGAAUGUUCUUCUUCCUUUUAUGGAUGGCUAUAUGAUGGUUUGCAUGAUUCUUUAUUGCAGCUA